Lingula anatina is the source of this 2265-nucleotide messenger RNA. Its product is annotated as guanine nucleotide exchange factor DBS. Gene Ontology annotation, biological process: intracellular signal transduction. Gene Ontology annotation, cellular component: cytoplasm. NCBI's taxonomy places the organism in Eukaryota, Metazoa, Brachiopoda, Lingulata, Lingulida, Lingulidae. The record is from RefSeq and is a predicted model, not a curated record. Gene Ontology annotation, molecular function: guanyl-nucleotide exchange factor activity; protein binding.
AUGUAUGUAUAUAACUCUGGUAUUGUGGAAGGGGAUAUCCAGUGUCACACUGCAGGGUGCUGCCACCUGGUGUGCUUGAGGGACAUAGAUCUUGGCUUUGUGGUGGUCAUAGACAGACGCAAUGACAAAUGGAGCUCUGUGAAAACCAUCCUGCUCAGGAUAUCUACAUUCUUCCCAGCUCUUAUCCAAGUAGCAUAUAUAGUCAAGCCUGCUGGCUUCUUCCAGAAACACAUCUCCGACAUUGGAUACAAGUCUGUGAAAGAAGAUUGUAAAUUUGAGGUUAUAAUGUGCAAUAAUGUCCAGGAGUUGUACAGUCACAUAGACAGGGACCAGCUAACACAGGACCUGGGGGGCCUCAUAGCCUACGAUCACGCCGAGUGGAUACAGCAGAGAGCCGCCAUAGAAAAAUUCUCUGCUAACACCCACCAUGUCUCAGGUCAGCUACAGCAAUGCACAGAACGCCUCAGUGAAACUGAGCUCCCCAACGAUGUCGCAGGGACGGAGGCUCUUCUACGAGAUCAUGGCCUGGAGCGUAUGGAGGUGAAGGAGGAGUUGAAAAGCGUCGUAGAGCAUGGAGAAACAUUGCUCAGUUGUAUUCGUGAGCCAGAGCUGGAGAAUGGACAGGCAGAAAUGGUGCUAAGUGUGUCAAAAGUGGUGCAUGUGACUGCAGUAGAAAGACUUCUUGUACAGUUGGAAGAGACAGAGAAAGCCUUUGACAAGUUUUGGGACCAGCACCAUAAGAAACUUCAGCAGUGUAUGCAGCUGAGGAAGUUUGAAGAUGAAUUCAGACAGCUGCAGUAUGUUGUAGAAAGACAUCUUGAGAAAUUAAAAGAAGAAGCCUUAGAAACAGAAAACUCCUUGUUGAAAAUAGAGAACCAUAUCACAGAUAUGAAAGAUUUUGAGGAAAAUACGAAGAAUGAUAUCCAUAGGGCGGAGCAGCUCCGUAUGGAGGGUGAGGCAUUGAUAGAGGACCAGCAUUACGCUGUGGAUAGUAUUCGCCCCAAGUGUUUGGAGCUGCAGAGAAUUUGUCUUCAGUACAAAGAAGUUGUUCGCCAAAGAAAUGAACUCCUGAGAAAGAAGAGAGAUCUGUAUGAUAGACUGGAAAAGGCCAACAAAUGGUGCACCAGAGGCGUAGACCUGCUGGCAAUGCAGGACAUGACACCAGAUGGCGUUGAUGUGGCCAUCAAAGAAAUCAGUGGCUAUCUCCAGUUGUCGAAGCAGUUGAACUUGAACAACCCACGGGAGUUCAGACAGACUUUUGAAAGUGUGCUUACACCAGAAAUAAAGAAUGCAGUCCAGGAAGGUCUCAAGCGUAUUGAAGACAUACAGGACAUGUGCAAGAAGAGACUGGAGAACUUAAAGAAGGUCAAGGUCAACUCAAGGUCACCCCCUCAACAGUUGACACCACCGGAAAAGAAAGAAGCCGUGCCAUUACGUAGCUCAGUGUCAACAGAAGAUCUCCAUCACAAAAGGAAGAGAAAUGGAGAAAUUAAGAAAAAUGGAGGAACUCACCUCAGGACAAAAAUAGAACUAGUCAGACAAGAUGGCAAUGAAAGUAGCUCAUCACUGGAAAGUGAAAGUGAAAGUCUUCACAGAGGGCAGCAGAGUGGUGGAGUAAACAAGACGACCCCUCCAGUCAGUCCGCUGGCGGAUCUGGAUACACUUCACGCAAAGAGGGGUCAUGUGAUGAAGGAAUUAAUAGAGACAGAGAGGAUAUAUGUGAAGGAACUCAAGAGUAUCAUUGAUGGUUAUGCUAAACUGAUGGAUGAUCCAGAGAUGCAGCAUCUUAUCCCAGCACACAUCAAGGGAAAGAAGAGGGAAAUAUUUGGAAACAUUGAAGAUAUUUAUACAUUUCAUCAUGACGAGUUUCUCAAGGAUCUAGAGAACUGUCAGAAUACACCAAGUUUGGUGGGAAGGUGCUUUGUAGAUAGGAGAGAAGAGUUCCAAAUGUACAGCUACUAUUGCCAGAAUAAGCCUAGGUCAGAGGCACUGAGGCAAGAGGCAGGCGAUCACAAUUCAUUCUUCAAGGAAUGUCAGAGGCGGUUGGACCAUAAGUUACCAUUGGGUGCCUACCUGUUAAAACCAGUCCAAAGAAUUACCAAAUACCAGCUUCUUUUAAGGGAAAUGCUUAAAUACACUGGCAAUGACAUUGGGAGUGUAGAAAUCAAGGAUGCACUGGAUGCUAUGCUAGGUGUGGUGAAAUACGUGAAUGACAUCAUGCAUCAAAUAGCAAUCACAGGAUACAAGGUACUGGCCUCUCUCUGA